This is a messenger RNA of Heterotrigona itama, 4285 nucleotides long. The record is from the annotation of a GenBank genome assembly. Lineage: Eukaryota; Metazoa; Arthropoda; Insecta; Hymenoptera; Apidae.
AUGGCUAUAAGUGAAGGACAAAGGUUUGAUUUACAUAAAAAAGUACUUUUAAAUAUUUUUUUGUUAAAUUUAUUUUGUUAAAAAAAUCUUCAGAAUUUGCUUAAAUUACUUGGAUUGUUUGCUUAAAUCGCUAUGUGUAAUUAAGUUUAUUAAAUUUUUGAGUUACUAUGUUGUACAUUACAAAUGAAAGUUUGUAUUGUAUUGUACAUUACAUUAACUUUAAUUAAUGUGUUAUGUAUGGAAAUACAUUUUUAAUUAGGUUAGAUUAAUAGAACCGUGUUGUUUGUCUUAACGUUACAAGUUUAUCAUUUACAAUUUACAGAGCCCUUAAUAAUUUCUGGAUGUCUAAAUAUGCCAGGCUGUGCAGCAGUUGGCUGCAACAAUCGUAGUGAGAAAGGUUAUAUUAUGAAAUGUUUUCCACGUGAUCCAAAGUUGAGGAAAAUUUGGCAAAAACGUGUUGCUAGGGCUGAUUGGAAACCAUCAAAUAACUCAUUUCUUUGUCAUGUGCACUUUGAAUCUCAAGAGUGGUCUAUAACACAAAGUGGUAGAAUUAAAUUGAGAAAGAAUGCAAUCCCUUCUAUAUUUACUGUGACAUCUAAUAGAAAAUCCCCUAAAAAAAAGACUAAGGUAUUUGAUAACAAAGGUGAAAGCAUAUUGCAAGGUGAAUAUAAUAUAGAAUACAUGGAAAAUGAUACAGAGCAUUCAUCUAUUGAACAUUUAGAAAAGAAAGAUUUGGAUUUUCAGGAGAUUGAAGACUGUAUGCAGCAAUCUAUUGAAAAUAGUUUUAAACACACUUACAAAUCUAAAGAGGUUAAAAAAGAAGAGAGCAUUGAGGUUAAUCAUCAGAGACAAAAUAUUGUAAUGAUUGCUGAAGAUAAUCUUACCGAUAUUAAUAGUUUAGUGGAACAAUACAAUCUUGAAAUUCAACCAAAUGAUAAUAAAAAGGAAGUUGAAAUCAUGGAUAAAUCAGAAACUACUCAAGUACCAAAUAUCGCAAUAAAGAAAGAAAUUAAGCUGGAAGUUAUGGAUCAUAAUGCGUUUGAAGAUAGUUAUGAUGAAAUUGAAGAGAAAUUAAAACAAAUUUGUGAUGGUGGAUCCAUUGAAGAUGACAAUUAUAAAAAUGAGAUUCAAAAAAAAGAUGAAGUUGAAAAAAAAACAGAUGCGAAAGUUGAAUCUACUAAUAAUGACCAGAAAGUUAUUUCGUCCACUGAUGCGAGUCAUUUAUCAAUAAAAAAUGAAGUUGGACAUAUACUUACACGCAAAGAGGAAAAUGUUGAAAUAAUUUUUGGUACUGAAAGUGGAGAUGAAAAAACAUCUGCAUCUCAAAAUAUAUCAAAAGUAAAUAAAGUGGAUAACAAUACAUUGAAAGAAGAUGAAAUGAUUUAUGUUAAAGAUGAAAAAAAAAUUUUUAAUGAAGACAUAGAAGAAAAUUUUUCUAAAGAUGAAGUUCAUGUUAUACCAAAUAUAAGAGCAGCUAUGAAACGUAAAAGAAGAACUAGGGAAGAAAUAAUGAAAUCAAUAAAGAAAUCAAUUAGAAGCAAUUCAGAUCAGGAUAUUAAUUCUUCAAGUAAUACUGACUUAUCUGAAGUAGAAAUCAGAAAUGAAUUAUCUUUAUUUUCUCAGGAAAUAAAUGAUAUUCAUAAGAAUGAUACAAAAGAAGAAACUGCAAAAUUUGUUAUUAAAGUAACUGGUGACCCUGAUGAUGUAACUGAAAUUAUUGAAGAAUUAUCAUCUAAUACAAUAGGAACACAAAUAUCUAAAGAAUUCAAUACUGUUUCUAAAAUUGAAGAAAAUGAUUCACUUGUUACAUCUAUUAUAACAGUACUGUCACCAAAAAAUUUUAAAGGUGUUAUUUAUGGAGAUUUCAACAAUUCAUUAAUAAAGGAUGACUAUGUAACUUCAAGUAAAGAAACGUUAAUAAUGAAUCAAUCUCUUUAUGAAGAUAGAGAGUUUACAAGUUUAAAUUCAACUCAUAGUUCUAAAACAUACCAUUCGAACAUACAUACAUGCUCUGAUGAAGAAGAGAGACUUAAGAUAAGGACCAAUUUACCAUUACAAAAUUGUACACAAGGUGUUCAAAUCUCCUUGGAAAACAACUCUGGUUGUGUUUCCUCAGACUAUGAAGAUCUAUUAGAGAGAAUACAAAUUCAAGAAGAUGUAAUUGCAAAGUUAACUGAUCAAAUAAUUAUUUAUAAAGAGUUGGAAAACAGCAUGAGAAGUAAAGCUACUGGACAACAUGAAAUACAAACCAGAGAUGUGGAAACUUCUAGAAUUAAUACAAGAUCAAAAUCGAAGCAAAGAUUAAUAGAAGAUUUAUCAAACAGAGUGAAUUAUUUUGAAGAAAUGAAUAAGAAAUUAAUGAAAACUGUAACAUUAGAAUCUCAGCAAAAAAGAAAGCUUGAAGGACAAAUUAAACAAAAGGAUAAUCGAAUAAAAGAACUUAACUGGAAAUUGGAAAAAGCGUCCAAAUAUCUCGAAAGAGCAGAAAAGAACACAAACACCUAUAGAAGAAAAAUGUUGAAUAUGCAAACUAUCAUGAGAAGAAGAAAACUUUUAGAUGAAAAAAUGAGCAAAUUUAAUGAAAUGUUAAUAGAUAGUUCUAAGCAAGAAUUUUCAGAAAAAGCUUUAUCCAUGGCAAUAGAAAUCAGAAAAGUUUGUGGAAGAAUAGGAUAUGAUAAGUUGGUUUCUUAUGGAUUUCCAUUACCACCAUUACAAGCUUUAAAGAAAGGAAUUCUCACUGAAGAGACUUUUGCAGAUUCCAACAGAAGUGAUAUGUAUGAGGUACGAAAUUCUACACAGAUAAAUGUUAAAACAGAAAAAGCUCAUGAUACAAAUAAUGAAUCUGAAAUAGAUGAAAAGGACACAGAACUUGUAGAUUCAGUUGGUAAGGCAACUGAAUAUGAAAGUACAGAAACUGUGACAGGAACUGUACAAGACAUUUUUGAUGAAAACAAUGAUGGUGAUGAUUUUAGUACAAAUGAACUGAGAGAACAUUUUAUUCUACAAUUAAAUGCAGUUAUGUAGCCAUAAUUUUGUAUUUUAAUUAUAUUCUUCUCUUUACAUCUUUAGAACUGUAAUAUUAAGAACUUAGAUAAAAUUUCUUAGAUAAAAUUCUGUAAUUGUACAUUAUAUUCUUAAUAAUUAUAUUUAUUGUACAGUAUAAUCUGAUUCUUACUGUAAAUGUAAAUAUAUGUACAAUAUAUAUGUAUAAUAUAAAAGACCAUUUUCACUAAUCAACUGCAGUAUUAAAUUAUUGCUCAUGAAUAAUUUUCUGCAUAAUGGUCUAUCUUAAAGGAUUAUACAAUAUUUUUUGCUUCUUAUUGAUAAAUUUUAUAUUUUAGUAGUAAAAUAGAAAAAACAGAUUUAUUAUGAUGUUUUCUGAAAUUCAUCAUUGUCAACAACACUCCAAUGUUUAUCAAUAAAACAUUAAGAAUAUAUGAAUUUACUUACAUUAUUUAAACAAAAAAGAAAAAGUAGAAUACGAUAAAUUAAUUAUCUCGUAUAAAAGAAAUGUAAAAAUAUAAUACUUUUAUAUAACAUUGUUAAUAUCUAAGCAAUAUAUUAAAAAUAUAAAUAUAAGUUGUGAGAAAUUAUAUAGGAUAAUUCUUUUAUUUGUUAAUCUAAAGGCAAUGCCAUAUCAAUCACUUGUGAUCUAGCAUCAGUAAUUUGUAAAAUAAGAUCAGGAGUUAGUGAUCGAUGAUAUUGCUUUUGAAUUAACUAAAUAGUCAUUUGUAAAUAAUCAUUUGGUUCAUUUCAAUAAUAUAAAGUAUAAUGAUAAUAAUAAAUACACUUGACUACACGUAUAUUUGUGUGUGAGUGUGUAUUUUUUUCUCUUUUAACAUAAUUUUCGUCAAAAUAAUUACAAUCCAGUAGCAGACUUGUUAUUAUUAACUUUCUUUUUCUCCUUUGAUUUUCCAUCCUUGGAUCCAACUAUUUUAUCACAUUCACACCAAGGUGUAAUCAUUUUAUCACACAUUAAAGAAAUAUUAAGAACUGUUAAUGGAGUAUCCCCAAUAGUCAUUGUAAUUGUACCUAAUAUUUUAUAAGAAACAUUAUUUAAGCCAGUUUGACGGUCUCGUUUUCUAGUAACUUCCCGUUGAUUAUAACAUUUUAUCAUAUCUCGUUUCCUAUGAUUUCUGUCAUGUAUAUGUCUAUAAUAAAUAAAAAUAACAUAAUCAAUGAACAUUUAUUAAUAUCUAAUAUAAAUAUAAAUCUUUUGCAGAGCAUCUUACUUGAAUGUAUUAUGCGUUCCAGUAGAUACAUUUUGUGGUCUCAUAACACUUAA